AAUUUGGAUUUCUUAGAUUUGAGUUACGCGUUUACCUUGAGCCGUCAAUGUUUGCGGCUGUUAGGCGUAUGGCCCGAUCCACGUGUUCCUUUAAGCAACUUUCGUCGGCCAAGCAUAACAUUCAUAAUUGUUACGUGUAUUCUGAGUUUUUACGUGAUAAUACCACAGUUAAUAAAUAUGAUUCGUGUUUGGGGUAAUGUGGCUCGCAUGGUGGAAGAUAUAGCUGCCGCCAAUUUUAGUUUGAUGGCAUUGAGCAAGUUAUUCGCUACUUGGUAUCACAGUGAAAGUAUGUUUAAUUUGAAAGCACUUCGAACAUUGAUGAUGUCAGUCAUGACCGAUUGGACAAGUUCGACGAAUAAGCGUGAACGAAAUACGAUGCUGAGGUUCGCGAGACGUGGCAGAAGCUUAUCUUUUAAAUGUUACGCAAUCGCGACGAUCACAGUUUCCUUUUACAUAUGUUUUAAUCUUCUGAAACUUUAUCAAAAUAUUCAUCAGCCUCAACGGAGCUUCGUCUAUCAUUUUGUUUAUCCUUACAACGCCCAGAAGAGUCCGAAUUACGAAAUCACAUUUGUCAUCCAACUUUUCGGCGGAAUAUACACGGCACUAAUCAAUUGUACCGUCGACAGUUUCAUCUCGAUGCUCUUGCUGCAUGUAUGCGCGCAACUAAUAAAUCUACGAGUGGCACUCAACAAUUCAAUCGAUGAACUAGCCAAUAAAUCUAUAUCCUAUCCGAAAUUUAAAGAAGACUUAGCCGCCGUUGCUGUACGACAUAAACAUCUUAUCAGGAAUGUAAAGACAAUCAAUAACUGUUACAGCGCAGUGCUAUUUGUGCAUAUGCUAGCAGCUACUUUUCAACUAUGUUUUCAAACUUUUCGAAUUUACACGAUAAUAAUAGACAAAUUAGAUGUAUCUGUUUUCAAAAUGGCUUUUAUCUCGUUUUAUGUUGUUCUUGUGUUGACGCAUUUGUACAUUUAUUGCUACUCAGCUGAAAGACUCUUAACAGAGAACACUAGUAUGGCGUAUAGCGUGUAUGAAUGCAAGUGGUAUAAUAUACCGGCCAAAGAUGCGAAGAACUUAAUGGUUAUUGCAUAUGGAUCUUUAAUACCGCUUAAAUUAACAGCUGGAAAAUUUGGAAAUUUUUCGAUGGAGUUGUUCGGAGCAAUGGUGAAAACGGCAAUGGGAUAUUUAUCUAUGUUAGUGACAAUAAAAGAUUAGAGUAACUAUAAUAGAAAAUAGAGAGAAGAUAAUAUGUGUGUGUAUAUAUCUAGAAAAUAUUAUAAAAUCAAACUCAGAGUGUUUAUAACUGUCUACUAUU
This is a messenger RNA of Formica exsecta, 1315 nucleotides long. Its product is annotated as odorant receptor 13a-like. Gene Ontology annotation, molecular function: odorant binding; olfactory receptor activity. The annotation marks the transcript as partial. Gene Ontology annotation, biological process: detection of chemical stimulus involved in sensory perception of smell; sensory perception of smell. The record is from RefSeq and is a predicted model, not a curated record. NCBI's taxonomy places the organism in Eukaryota, Metazoa, Arthropoda, Insecta, Hymenoptera, Formicidae. Gene Ontology annotation, cellular component: plasma membrane. The transcript has 6 exons.